AUGACUCAACACAUGUUCAACUCGAUUGCAACCUCGGAUUCACCAAUCCUGAUUGUUGGUGGUGGUCUGGGCGGCCUAGCACUUGCUCAGGCACUACGAAAGCGCCAGAUACCCUACAGAAUCUUUGACCGAGACUCGGCGCCUGACAGUCGAAGACAAGGUUGGAACAUUGCUCUUCACUGGAUCAUUGCAGACUUUGAGCGCCAUUUCCCCAACGAUCUCGUCCCCGUCGAAUCCGUCUCCCAUAUGUACGAACAUGGCUACCUGAGUGAAGGUGCUAUUUUUGACGGACUUCAUGGAAAUGAAGUUCAGCGAUUCGGUGCCAAAACAGGAAAAGAUUUUAUUCGCGCCGAGCGACCCAAGCUCCGUGCUUGGCUCGCAACCAACAUUGAUGUAGAAUGGGACAAGAUGUUCUCCCGGUUCGAAGAGGUGGACAAGACGGUCAAGGUGUACUUUACCGACGGCACGAUGGCUGAAGGGUGCAUGUUGAUUGGUGCUGAUGGAGCAAACAGCCCAGUACGAUCGCAGCUCCUCGGGCCCGAAAAGUCAAAGCUAGAAGUUCUUCCCAUGGAUGUCUAUACCGGGGAAUUGACACUCACAAAGGAAGAAUAUCAGGGCCAAUGGGCACGCUUUGCGCGGUCGCUCUAUAUCGUUCAGUCGCCCGAAGCGUACCUCUUUGUGGGUCUGCGCAACAUCUCAAGCGAUGGCAACUUUGCGCAAUACUAUUGGAUGGUUUUCCGCCAUCACACUGAAGCCGAGAUCAAGUGUGGCCAUUCAACUAAGGAUUGGAGCAAGGACAAGUUGCUUCAGGCCGCGCGCGAUACCGUCGAGAAACUGAACCCGCAGUUUCGUGAACUGAUUCACAAGACCAACCCUGAGGGCAUGGUCCAGCCUCCACUCUACAUGGAAAAGUUUUUGCCAUCUCCUGAAGGCUUUGGCGGAAAACGGGUCACACUGUUAGGUGAUGCGGCCCACAAGAUGCCACCAUUCAAGGGAGAAGGAGGUAAUCACGCCAUGAAGGAUGGCAUGCAAUUGGUAGACUUGUUGGAUGAGGGCUGCCCUGAUAUCUAUGGUCUGAUACAGCAGUACGAGCUGACUAUUAUUGGCCGUGGUCGUGAUGCUGUAGAGAGCACCUCGUUCGCUGCCAUGAAUUGGGUCCAGGGCACGGCGCACUCGGCCUGGCAGGAUAAGUUGGGACGAUAG
Pestalotiopsis fici W106-1 is the source of this 1203-nucleotide messenger RNA. RefSeq lists its product as uncharacterized. The transcript has 5 exons. NCBI's taxonomy places the organism in Eukaryota, Fungi, Ascomycota, Sordariomycetes, Amphisphaeriales, Sporocadaceae. The coding region runs from base 1 to 1203 and encodes 400 amino acids. Gene Ontology annotation, molecular function: FAD binding. The record is from RefSeq and is a predicted model, not a curated record.